AUGGCCGCUUCGUCGUCCAGCUCCCGCAAUUCAGCCGUUCGCGCAUUACUUCGCAUGGAAAAACAAUUUGCCAAGAACAAAGACCUCUACAUAAAUUAUAAAAAAUUUAUACACGAGUUUUUGGAAUUGGGCCACAUUGAAGAAGCUGGCCAGGAACCAGCAGCUGAAAGUCAUUACUACUUGCCACACCGAGCGGUCGUCAAAGAAACAAGCACCACUACCAAGCUUAGGGUGGUGUUUAAUGCAUCUUGCCGCACCAGUUCGGGAUUUUCGCUCAACGACACACAGAUGAUAGGUCCACAACUACAGCCAGACCUAUUUUCAACUCUUCUUCGACUUCGUACACAUCGCUUUGCUAUGAGUGCUGAUGUGGAAAAGAUGUACCGCCAGGUAAGAGUAAAUCAGCAACACGUCGACUUCCAGAGAAUCGUAUGGAGAGAUUCACCAUCCGAAGAUAUCAAAGAUUACAAACUUUUGACAGUUACUUAUGGGGUUUCGUCCGCUUCUCAUUUGGCGGUUAAAUCUUUUCAAAAAGCUGCGACUAUCACAAGCCCAAACUCCUUAGUAACUCAAGUUAUCUUACGUGAUUUUUAUAUGGAUGACCUCCUUACUGGUUGCUAUGAGGAAGACGAUCUCCAGCAUUUGCAGUUAGACAUAUCCAACGUGUUAAGCGAAAGUGGGUUCCAUCUCCGGAAGUGGGCGUCUAAUUCACCAACCGUCAUAAACUCUAUUCCGAUUGAUCAACGUGAGGUCAUGCAAUCCUUGAAAUUUGAUGAAACAGAUGGCGUCCGGACACUGGGCCUUCAGUGGGUCCCUUCACUCGACCAUCUUUCAUUUGCUGUCCAGGUCAAUGAAAUACCAAAUACAAUCCUAACUAAACGAAUUCUUCUUUCAGAUUCUUGUAAGUUGUUUGACCCCUUGGGUUUGCUGUCUCCAUCAACCAUAAUUCCAAAGAUGAUCUUUCAAAGUCUUUGGAGACCUAAGGUGGAUUGGGACGAGACUGUGCCACACGACAUCAAACGCAAAUGGUUGCAUUACAGGGACCAUAUCACCUGCCUCGCAGCAAUCAAAGUGCCGAGGUGGGUUGGUACAGGGAUCCCCGAGGCUACAACUGAUUUACACGGCUUUGCGGAUGCUUCUCAAUCAGCUUAUGCCGCAGCCGUUUACGUGCGCACAGUAGCUCCUAACGGAAGUAUCUCCGUAUGUCUACUGACCGCAAAAACAAGAGUCGCCCCCUUGAAGACCACAACUUUAUCGCUGCCACGCCUAGAGUUGUGUGGAGCAUUUCUUUUGGCACAGCUGAUGAAACACGUAAAAGUCUGUCUGUCACCGCACGUACGCAAAGUUUAUGGAUGGACCGAUUCCACCGUCGCGCUUGCCUGGAUUCGUCAAGAACCUGGCAAGUGGACGACCUUUGUUGCAAAUCGUGUGUCGGAGAUUCAGCAGAUCGUUCCGGCUGAAAACUGGUUUCACGUUCAAUCAUCGCAAAACCCAGCAGACUGUGCUACUCGAGGUGUCUUUCCACAUCAACUAUCUGAACAUCCUCUCUGGUGGAGCGGGCCUACUUGGCUCCGCGAAGAUGAAUCUGCUUGGCCUGCGCAACAUAUUUUCACAACAAAAUUAGACCAACGAUCAGAAUCAGCUAAUCUCGUCACUGCACCGCCACCAAUCUGGGAUCUCAUCAACCAGUAUUCAUCUCUACGAAAGUUAAAACGCAUCACCGGUUAUAUUCUCCGAUACAUUGCCCAGAUUCGUCGUCAUGUUAAGCUCCGCAAAGAAGAAGAAGAAAGAAAACGUCUUCAGCUUCUAGGGCUAAGCAAUGCUGUUGAGACCAGUGAAGACGAAACUUCAACCCCUCCUUAUAAAUCAAGUCGACAUCUUCACCUUUCUGAGCUAAGCAGUGCUCUAGAUUUUUGGAUACACCAAACCCAGAAGCAUUUCUUCCCAGACGAGAUUCACAGACUGCAAUCCAAUAAGCCUGUGGGUAAGUGUAGUAAACUUCUAAAAUUGCAUCCAUUUCUAGACCAAAAUCACCUCAUUCGAGUUGGAGGAAGGUUGUCCAACUCGCGUCUUACAACAGACAAAAAAUAUCCAUUGGUACUUCCGGCAAAUUCGAGACUUGCUUUGCUUCUUUGCGAAGACAUUCAUUCAUCUACGCUUCACGCUGGCCCGCAAACUAUGCUUGCUACUCUACAAAGCCGAUACUGGGUCAUCAGGGCACGACAACUUGUACGCAAGGUUUAUAAAUUGUGCAUCAAAUGCAGCAGAUAUACUGCCGUCGUUCAGCAGCAACUAAUGGGCGAUUUGCCAUGGCCACGAGUUCAAAUUUGCCGACCGUUUUUGCGCAGUGCCGUAGACUUCGCUGGACCUGUGCAGCUACGUUUUUCGAAAGGACGAGGUUCUAGAGCUGUGAAAGGGUAUAUUUCCAUCUUUGUGUGUAUGUCCACUGGUGCCAUGCACCUAGAACUAGCAAGCGACCUUUCAUCAGCAACGUUUAUCGCUGUAUUUAAAAGAUUCGUAUCCCGAAGAGGCCAUUGCAAGGAAUUAUUCAGCGACAAUGGCACAAAUUUCGUCGGGGCUGAAAAGGAGCUUAAGAUGUUUCUCUCACUCGCAAUGAAAGACGAACACCUGGCGAAGCAUCUCAGCGACGACGGCACAGUCUGGCAUUUCAAUCCGCCUUCCGCUCCCCACAUGGGUGGAUAUUGGGAGACCGCAGUAAAACGUGUCAAGUUCCAUCUUCGUCGCACCUUGGGAGAUACUUUGCUAACCUACGAAGAGUUCACAACACUGCUAACAGAAAUCGAAGCUUGCGUUAAUUCGAGGCCUCUAUGUGCUACAACAUCUGAUGUCGACGAUUUGUCCGCUCUGACACCGGGCCACUUUCUCAUUGGCGAACCGUUGAAAACAAUACCGGAACCCAAUGUAAAUGAAUUCAAGGGAAAUCUGAUGAAUAGAUGGCAAAUUAUCUCAAGUUUACGACAGCACUUCUGGAAAAGGUGGAGUUUGGAGUAUUUAGUCCAGCUUCAACAACGGGCAAAAUGGAAUCGUCCGAGUAUUAAAUUCAAUGUUGGAGAUUUGGUGUUACUGCGUGAUGAGAAGUUGCCACCAACAAAGUGGAAGCUAGGCAGAAUUAUUCGUUUACACCCCGGACAUGACGAUCUAGUGCGAGUCGUCACUAUAAAGACAGCAGAUGGAGUACUUAUGCGACCAGUAGUCAAAGUUUCACCUCUAUUAUCUUUCAUCGAUGACAAGCCUAACAAUUGA
This is a messenger RNA of Episyrphus balteatus (marmalade hoverfly), 3264 nucleotides long. RefSeq lists its product as uncharacterized. The transcript has a single exon. Gene Ontology annotation, biological process: DNA integration. The record is from RefSeq and is a predicted model, not a curated record. Bases 1 to 3264 code for a protein of 1087 amino acids. Gene Ontology annotation, molecular function: nucleic acid binding. Lineage: Eukaryota; Metazoa; Arthropoda; Insecta; Diptera; Syrphidae.